Messenger RNA from Mercurialis annua (annual mercury), 818 nucleotides. RefSeq names its product NADPH:quinone oxidoreductase-like. The coding region runs from base 62 to 658 and encodes 198 amino acids. Lineage: Eukaryota; Viridiplantae; Streptophyta; Magnoliopsida; Malpighiales; Euphorbiaceae. Gene Ontology annotation, molecular function: oxidoreductase activity; FMN binding. The transcript has 3 exons. Gene Ontology annotation, cellular component: cytosol. The record is from RefSeq and is a predicted model, not a curated record.
AAAAUGAACCAAUCGGACAUACUCGCCCAGCACUCUUCAACGGCAGCAACCGGAGAGAACUAUGGAGACAACAAUCGGAACCGACCCGGUGAUUAAAGUCGCCGCUCUCUGUGGUUCUCUCCGCAAAGCCUCCUAUAAUCGCGGUCUCAUUCGUUAUGCGAUUGAGCUAACCAAGGAGUCAGUGAAGGGAAUUCAAAUCGAUUACAUAGACAUUUCGCCACUGCCUAUGCUUAAUACUGAUCUUGAAGGUCCCGCCGGUUCUUUCCCGCCGGUUGUUGAAGCUUUCCGGCAAAGAAUUCGUGAAGCUGAUAGCUUCAUUUUUGCUUCCCCUGAAUAUAAUUAUUCUAUCACUGCUCCAUUGAAAAAUGCAAUUGAUUGGGCAUCUAGAUCGCCAAACUGUUGGGCUGAUAAAGCCGCUGCAGUUGUGAGUGCUGGAGGAAGUUUCGGUGGUGGUCGAUCCCAAUACCAUCUUCGCCAAAUUGGAGUGUUCCUGGACCUCCAUUUUAUCAACAAACCUGAGCUUUACGUGAAUGCAUUUGCGCCUCCUACAAAAUUCGACAGUGAUGGCAACUUGAUUGAUCCAGCUUCAAAGGAGAGACUAAAACAAGUUCUCCUGAGCUUAUAUGCCUUUACUUUGCGACUCAAAGAAAAAUGUUAAGUUAUGCUGUAAUAUAGGCUCAUCCAUUUAUGCCAAUCAAGCAGUUAUUUGGUUGGUAUCUUCACUUGUGAUAGUUUUAAUUUGUUGAAGUUCUAAAUUCGAGUUUCAUAUGACUAAUAAUUCAUAUAAUUAGAUGAGAAUUUGUCACUUUUAUGGUGAA